Messenger RNA from Bipolaris zeicola 26-R-13, 480 nucleotides. RefSeq lists its product as uncharacterized. Gene Ontology annotation, molecular function: zinc ion binding; DNA-binding transcription factor activity, RNA polymerase II-specific. The transcript has a single exon. The coding region runs from base 1 to 480 and encodes 159 amino acids. Gene Ontology annotation, biological process: regulation of DNA-templated transcription. Lineage: Eukaryota; Fungi; Ascomycota; Dothideomycetes; Pleosporales; Pleosporaceae. The record is from RefSeq and is a predicted model, not a curated record.
AUGCCCAAGGUUCAAAAGCCCCGUGCUCCUCGUGCUCAAACUUCGACUGAACAGAAGCGUGCUCGCGCUGCGCGAGUAGAAGAGGAGGGUCUUGAAAUGGAUUUUCGGUGUAAGCGUUGUGAAGAGAAGAAGCUUCGCUGCUUCGUUGAGACGUCUUCCGGCCGUUGUGCUGGGUGCAUCUCGGUUGGUGCUGAGUGCAGUUUGUUUGUUUCCGAGGAAGAGUGGGAAAAGGUUCGUGAGGAACGUGAGGAGAGAGAGCUGGCGGUCGCCCGUCUUGAGGCGCAGCUUUCUCAACAAAAGUUGGAGCUCUUAGAAGUAAAGAAGCGUGAGCGGAUGUUUGCUCGUCGCGAUUUGGCAAUUCUCGCUGUCCAAGAUCGUGCAAAAGAGCAGGCCGAGGGGAGCUCAGCCCCUAGGGGUACGGGCCUUCCUGUUGUCGAACCAUCGCUAUCCGAACCGUUGGCUGAUCCGGGCUGGUUAUAG